Molecule: messenger RNA, 1909 nt
Organism: Hordeum vulgare subsp. vulgare (domesticated barley)
Lineage: Eukaryota; Viridiplantae; Streptophyta; Magnoliopsida; Poales; Poaceae
Product: IAA-amino acid hydrolase ILR1-like 6
Exons: 3
Coding region: 187-1617 (476 amino acids)
Biological process (GO): jasmonic acid metabolic process; auxin metabolic process
Cellular component (GO): endoplasmic reticulum
Molecular function (GO): IAA-Ala conjugate hydrolase activity
Source: RefSeq, a predicted model, not a curated record
GGUCGGAACGGAAAGAUAUUUUUGCUUGCCCUUUGCCGUCACAGGUGGCUUAAUUUAAUCCUCCCCCUCCAGUGUGCGUUCGUUGCCCACCAUGCGUAGUUGCGUCCUGGUUGUGGUGUAGCUAUCCGACCCUGCGCCCGGCGGACAGACGCACGCACGCAGAGCAGAGCAGCGCCAUCGCCAUUGAUGGAGAGCGGGCACGCGCGGAGCUCGGUGGUUUUCAUGCUGCUGCUGGUCGUGGUGGUGGUGGUGGCGUCGGCGGGCUCGUCCUCGCGGGCGGCGUUCCUGGAGGACGGCGUGGUUCUGGGCGCGGCGGCGAGGCUGGGCAAGGGCGCGAACGCCAGCGGGCGGGGCGGGCCCGGCUGCGACGUGGACGUCGCGGCCGUGGUUGGCGACGGGAGGCGCGGGUGGAAGGAGGAGAUCGCGGGGCUGGCGGGGCGGCCGGAGAUGGCGGCGUGGCUGCGGCGCGUGCGGCGGCGGAUCCACGAGCGGCCGGAGCUGGCGUACGAGGAGGUGGAGACGAGCCGGCUGGUCCGCGACGAGCUGGACGGCAUGGGCGUGGGGUUCCGGUACCCGCUCGCGCGCACCGGCAUCGUCGCCACCAUCGGCACCGGCCGCCCGCCCGUCGUCGCGCUCCGGGCCGACAUGGACGCGCUGCCCAUCCAGGAGGCGGUGGAGUGGGAGCACAAGAGCAAGAACCCCGGGAAGAUGCACGCGUGCGGCCACGACGCGCACGUCGCCAUGCUGCUCGGCGCCGCCAGCAUCCUCAAGGCCCGCGAGCGCCACCUCAAGGGCACGGUGAAGCUCCUGUUCCAGCCGGCGGAGGAGUCCGGCGCCGGCGCGAAGCGCAUGAUCGAGGAGGGCGCGCUGGAGGGCGUAGAGGCCAUCUUCGCCGUCCACGUCUCGCACCAGCACCCGACGUCCGUGAUCGGCUCCCGGACGGGCCCGCUGCUCGCCGGCUGCGGCUUCUUCAAGGCCCAGAUACUCCCCCGCCGCGCCGGCGGCGACCCCGUGCUGGCCGCCUCGUCCACCAUCAUCAGCCUGCAGAGCCUCGUGUCCCGGGAGGCGGACCCGCUGGACUCGCAGGUGGUGUCCGUCGCCAUGGUCGACGGCGUCGACCCGGCGGCGGCGGCGGCGGCGCCGCUGGUGCUGGGCGGCACGUUCCGGGCCUUCUCGAACGCGAGCUUCUACACGCUGCGGCGGCGGAUCGAGGAGGUGAUGACGCUGCAGCCGCGGGUGCACGGCUGCGAGGCCACCGUGGACUUCUUCGAGAACCAGAGCUUCUACCCGCCCACGGUGAACGACCCGCGCAUGUACGCGCACGUCAGGGCCACGGCGCGCGCGCUGCUGGGCGACGCCGCCUACCGCGACGUGCCGCCGAUGAUGGGCGCCGAGGACUUCUCCUUCUACUCCCAGGCCGUCCCCGCCGGGUUCUACUACGUCGGCGUGCGCAACGAGACGCUGGGGUCCGUCCACACGGGACACUCUCCCUACUUCAUGAUCGACGAGGACGUGCUCCCCACCGGCGCCGCCGUCCACGCCGCCAUCGCCGAGAGGUACCUCGCCGGCGGCGCGGCGCAGUACUCUGACCCGCGGUCGCCGGAACAGGAGCUCUGAACUCGUGAUCGACCGAGACGCUGUUGAAUUGAUGGAUGGACUGGCGUUGCGGCCGUGAGGGUGGCGAGAUCGGCGUCUCGCGCGCGCGGGAACCAGUGGUUUUUCGGCCGAUCACGCCGUGAUCUGGGCUGUUGUUUUUCUCCGUUCUCGUGUUGGCUCUGUAACUUGUUGAUACGCGCGGUCUCGGUUUGGUUCCUGGGGGUUUUGCUGCGACGGCGGGAAAACAUGUAACUUGGUCACCGUCUUUUGCCCUCACAUGCAGAUGUGAUGGAGAUAGAGAAUUGCUGCCAAA